AUGGAUCGUUCCGACGCCCAGAAUCGGUCAUCCCAAAGGAAUGGGUCAGUUGAAUCCAGCCCAUUGGCCAAGCGCAGCAAGGCAUGCGUAUCUUGCCGAGCACGCAAGGUCAAAUGUGAUGCGGAUGUGGUCGGCCUGCCGUGUAGUAGCUGCACAAGCAGGCAAUGUCCCGAGAGUUGUGUCUUGUCCCUGCGCAAGCCACGCAGGAGUGUUGUCAGUUCCUAUCAGAGUCUCAACGACUCAAGAGACUCUCGUCCUCGGCGUACACGGCGAUCGCGGUCCGAUCUACCGUAUCUCAAUAUGAUACAAGACGCCGUAAAUAGCGCUACAUCUGGGGAAGAAGUCGGCAUAAAUCGAAGAAGCCCCUCCAUUUCAAGAGAAGAAGAGCACAACAAUCUUGACACUUGGUUUGGUAAUAAGCCCCCGGGGCUCGAUGAUAAUGACUAUGACUAUCUUGUUAAGAAAGGAGUAUUCGAGUUACCUGCUCAACCUCACCUGCCUUUUGUGUUGACUCUUCUACUUAGAGAUGCGCUUAUUCGGGCUUACUUCGAGUAUCUUUGGCCAUUUUCGCCCAUCAUUUGCAGAACUGAUUUCAUUCAACGCUAUAGAGCAGGUAACUGUUCUUUGUUUUUACUCUACGCUAUUUUAGCAACCACAGUGCCAUUCGCGCCUGAAGAUGCCAUAUCUGGGUUAGGCUUCCAGGAUCGAUCGGCUGCCCAAACAAGUUUCUUCUCAAAAUCGAAGCUGCUUUAUGACUUUCAUUGCGAGAGGGAUCUCCUCGCCAUGUUUCAAGGCUCAAUCGUUCUAAGCAUCAUCAUUCUGGACUACCCAACAGACAAGGAUUUUCAGCACUGGUUCUACAACUCCAUCCGUCUCCUCGUCAAACUUGAUGUACCUGAAAUUUGCGCUAGACAAGAAGAUUCUUGCAAGGUACAAAAACUGUAUAGGAGGAUUUGGUGGGUUCUUUAUAACCGAGAUGUCUUUAAUUCCUUUGUGAAUACACGAAACCUGCGACUACUCGAAGUUUUACCGUAUAUUAAGCCAAUCGAACAAGGCGAUUGGGACGAGGAGGACACGUUGGAGGGGCAUGAGUUAUUAGAGCCGAUAUCAGAAAGACAGAAGACUUCACUGGUUGCCCAUUGCGAACUGGCUCAAAUUUUUUCGGCACAUCCGCUGAACACCACCAGCGACAUAGGACAAGAUCCCCUCACAUUUAUGCUCCCGGUCGAGGAAUGGCGAAUGUCUCUCGGCGAAAGAAUGGGCAUCCGAAACCAGUCGUACGACGGAGAGGCAUAUUAUCCCGAAAUAAUGGCAAGGAGUUAUCUAUACGAGUGUAUCUUGUGUCGGCACCUUCGAAAACGCCAGGAGGUCAAGUGGGGUGGUUGGGCAAAGCAGAGGCUUCGGUCCGCCAUUUACGAGCUCGAUGCCAUUGUUGGCAGAGUCUUGGCAAGUGGAACGAUUAAGAAAUUUCCAAUGGGGUUUAGUGUCGCAACUGUACCGGCGCUGCUCGCUUUGCACAUCGAAAUGGCGUUGGACCUCUCAGAAACCGAACUUACACGAUCUAUGGCCCGAGUGUCUAUUAACCAAACUAUGCUCGCUCUGGGACAGAUGCAGCACGUCCCAGCGAUAAAGCGAGGCUUGCCCGCCUUCGAGUCAGUUCUUGCCAAGAAAGAUCUGUAUCAUGUGACAGGCCACAGCAAUGCCGAAAAGGCUUCCCCGAGGAUACCUGCAUCAAGGCAUGCUCCAGAUGACAGCGCCUAUCCACCGUCUGUGCCGCAGCCUGGUGUCUCUUCGGCUGACUCUGGCUUGGUGGACUACCCUAGCUUCCCCGAGGAUUUUCUUGGGUACGAUUUCUUGGAUAGAUGGCAGCUGGAGCAAUGGGAGUUUGUACAUCUUUAA
Molecule: messenger RNA, 1899 nt
Organism: Clonostachys byssicola
Lineage: Eukaryota; Fungi; Ascomycota; Sordariomycetes; Hypocreales; Bionectriaceae
Source: the annotation of a GenBank genome assembly